Messenger RNA from Aspergillus aculeatus ATCC 16872, 1256 nucleotides. RefSeq names its product putative cyclin-dependent protein kinase complex component. Gene Ontology annotation, molecular function: protein kinase binding; cyclin-dependent protein serine/threonine kinase regulator activity. Gene Ontology annotation, biological process: regulation of cyclin-dependent protein serine/threonine kinase activity. The transcript is spliced from 2 exons. NCBI's taxonomy places the organism in Eukaryota, Fungi, Ascomycota, Eurotiomycetes, Eurotiales, Aspergillaceae. Gene Ontology annotation, cellular component: nucleus; cyclin-dependent protein kinase holoenzyme complex. Bases 357 to 1160 code for a protein of 267 amino acids. The record is from RefSeq and is a predicted model, not a curated record.
GGAUGGAUGCCGCGCAAAGAGGACGCUUGAUUCAUAUUUACUCGGCUUUGAUUUGGCUUUUCAAGCCGUCGUUGACUAUUCCAAUUACAUGCAGCAGUCAACAUAUGUUCCUCAACGUUGCAACUGACUGAAGGACUCGCCUUUUCCUUUGCACAAUCCCGUCAUACCUCUCUUGCUUCCAGAAAUAAUCUAUACUUGGGUCAACAAUCAUUCGAUGUGGUUCGACUAGUAUACUUAUUCGCUGGACUCAGUCAUACCAUGCCAUCCCUAUUAGAGAGGUUAAUCUUCGCCUGUAGGUUCAAGGCCGCUCUACAUACUACCACGCUUGUUUCUGCCUUUCUCCGCAGCACUUCACAAUGAAUCACCCAGGAAGUGAAUGUGAAGUGGUUCAAAUUCUACCUGCUGUUACAACCUUAGCAGAGAUCUCCGAUCGGUGUGUUUUACACGCUGGCACUGGGCACGACUCGAAGGCUUGGCUUGUAGCCGACGUUUUCCAAAUCCCUCCGAGCACUGCACUGAGGUUAUUGUGCUCCAGCAUCGAAAUCCUCUUGAAAUCAUCCUCGGAAGAUCCACACUUUUCUCAAAUACUCGCCGCGCCUCCCGGUGUUCGGACACCCGGUGACAACAUCUCUAGUGGCGAGACCACACCCAUUAGAGCCUCCGAAUUGCAUUGCUUUCCAGCUAAUGACGAGAAAUUGGGGCACGACCUUGUUCAACAGAGUGUGCUUUCCAAGAGGUUUCUGUCGAAGCGGGUACCACCGAUCACUCUGAGAGAUUACCUACUACGCCUUCACCAAUAUUGCCCCAUGUCCACAGGCGUUUAUCUGGCUACUAGCAUGUAUAUCACCAGAAUGGUUAAUACUGAGAAAGUGAUACAGGUCAAUGGAAGGAAUAUGCACCGUCUAGUUCUUGCUGGGCUUCGAGUUGCAAUGAAAACUUUGGAAGACCUAAAUUAUCCACACAGCCGGGUUGCUAAGGUUGGCGGAGUGACCGAACGUGAGCUGUCGAAACUCGAAGUCAGUUUCUGCUUUUUGGCAGAUUUCGAUCUACGGGUUGAUGCGCACAUGUUAUCUGAGCAGGCAAGGCUACUUCAAGCCGGAUUGGAUAUUACUGGCGACAAUCCCCCCGAAGCAGUUGAGGGCUUCUCAUGCCAAGAGUGAGGGCAUGUUGACUGCUUUCCUUGCUACGACUUACGCUGUGCUUGUCAUGGAAGAACGACGUACGUUUGCUCAGCAUCUCGGAGGAUGAUUUUGCAU